This is a messenger RNA of Phytophthora nicotianae INRA-310, 893 nucleotides long. RefSeq lists its product as hypothetical. The record is from RefSeq and is a predicted model, not a curated record. Gene Ontology annotation, cellular component: precatalytic spliceosome; Prp19 complex; catalytic step 2 spliceosome. The coding region runs from base 23 to 712 and encodes 229 amino acids. Gene Ontology annotation, biological process: mRNA processing. The transcript is spliced from 2 exons. Lineage: Eukaryota; Oomycota; Peronosporomycetes; Peronosporales; Peronosporaceae.
AAAUAUCCCUCUCUUUAGUGACAUGUUGCAUCAAUUGAGUCAUUAUCUGACAGUCGAUACGAUGGCGCUCCCGUCGAGUCCGCUGUUGGCCGAGAGCCGCGCGCUCAUCGACUUGCUGGGCUACGUGGACACCGAGUACAACUCACCCGCGAGUCAGCAGCAGGUACAGGCGCAGAUCCGUGCGGAGAUGGCGACGUUUUCCCCGCCGCAGGACAAGUAUCUGGCCUAUUUGCCGUCUUACACACCCACUUUCGGCGGUAGAGCGCGACUGCAGACCGAGUUCAAGCGUGUGGCGGCCAACGUACCUUUGGAUGCCAUCGAUAUGAACCGGUACCAGGUCAAGGAGCCUACGGGCAAGCACGUACAGAGUCUGGAGUCCUGGGAGAGUGCUGUCAAGCAGCUCCAAGUGGCCGUAGAACACCAGAGAAAUAGGGUGGUGAAUUUGGAGCUGCAGCAGGGCUACGGUACCAAGCUGGCGAAGGUGCGUGCUGCCGUUCUGGACGGCAUUAACGCGCAGUACGAGCGCACAUUGAAGGAGUCUAAGGCGGCCUCGGAUAAGAUCAACUUGACUCGGCAACAAGACCAAUCACGCAACGCCAGUAAACUGCAAAAUUACCGGAGCAAAUACUACGAGCUGCUCUCCAAGAACGCUGCAAUCAAGCGGGCUUGCGCUGAGCAGGAGCGACAGCAGAAGAAGAUUAAGACGGCUUGAAGGACCCACUUGUCUGCUACUCUUACCCAAGAGACCUAUUGCAUUCGUUCCGAUAAGGUUAACACCGCUGAAUCUCUUGCGUUUAUCGAGCAUUUUACGUUUUUUUAGGGAGAAUUAAAGACGAAAAAUGAAGAAUCUAUGCAAACCUCGCCAUUACAGAAAACGAGGCAGUUAGAGGCAA